This is a messenger RNA of Tetrahymena thermophila SB210, 960 nucleotides long. Its product is annotated as integral membrane protein DUF6 containing protein. The transcript has a single exon. The record is from RefSeq and is a predicted model, not a curated record. Lineage: Eukaryota; Ciliophora; Oligohymenophorea; Hymenostomatida; Tetrahymenidae. Gene Ontology annotation, cellular component: membrane.
AUGACAAGCAUUAUCACAGACAUAUUUCACAAGACUUAGAAAAUUGUUAACUAUUAUGAAGAAGAAAGAAAAACUUAUACUGCAAUUAUGUACAUGCUAGUAUCAGGAGUGUUUUUUAUUCUUAGUGGGACAUUUAUAAAAAAAGUUACAAAUGUUUCAGCAAUGGAAAUAUUUUGUUUAAGGUCAGUAUGCUCAUUUUUAAUUAAUUCAUCAGUUAUUGCCAUCAAAGGCGAUUAAAAUAUCUACACUAAGGAUAAAGAAGCCUAUGGUUUGCUUUUGAAAAGAGUCCUCUUUGGUUUUAUAGCAGAUUACUUCUUUGUUGCUAUGCUAAAGUAUCUAACCAUGGGAGAUUGUACCUCUAUUGUAAUGACUUAUCCUAUAUUUUCAACAAUACUAGCUUCAAUUCUACUAAAGGAACAUGUUUCUAAAUAUUUAAUUUACAGUAUUUUUUUUUGUGUAAUCGGAAUCAUAUUUGUCUGUAAGCCUCCUUUCAUCUUAAACUACUUCUUUGAUUCUUACAGUCAAUCCUAAAGCCCAAACAUAUUCCUUGGUUUUUUGAAUGGACUUGGUUUUGUUACUUUUUUAAGUUUUUCUAUAGUAACUACAAGAAAAUUAGGCGGAAAAGUCACAAUCUAAGUUUUGUUGUAAUAUUUAUACUUUUGUACUAUCUUUGCCUCAACUAUAUUUAUAAUGAGUAGCGGAGAUGAAAUUAAGAGCUAUGUUACUCUUAACAAUAUAUUUAUGCUUAUAGGAACUGGCUUUAGUUAAUAUUGUGCUAACAUAUUCUAUAAUAAAUCAUUAUUUUUAGAAAAAGCCACAGUUGUAAUUCCUCUGUCAUAUACCUAAGUCAUAUUUAGCUUCUUGUCUGAUGUCUUCAUUUUCAAAGUUGCUCCAAAUAUCUUUAGCAUAAUAGGAUGCCUUUUUAUUGUAUCAGGAAGUUAUUUAACCUUAAAGUAAUGA